AUGGCCACGGUACGAGAAGGAGCUCGCUUGGCGAGCUCGCUGGGACGAAGGCAAAUCACUCUACGGGCUGCCCCCCUUUGUGCACGAAGAUAUGCCUCGACUGGGGCCGAGAAGUCCUCUUCUGACCUGGCAGAUCUCGACAAUGCCUCCUCCUUUGCGACAGGUGCCCCCGACCAGGCAGCUAUCGAGGCUUUCAAUGCCAGGGAAAAUGCCAAGGGAACGGUCAAUAAGCUUCCUGGUAACAGAUACCAGUAUCAUCCUCCCAAGUACUACCGUGGACCCCUCCAUCCUGUCCAGGUUCCCAAGUCCUCCGACCCGACUGCCCGAGACUUCGUCCCCGGUCCCUUCAACUUCCCCCGACUAAGGCAUACAUACGAGACCACGGUUGCUCCAGAUCUGAUCACUAUGACCUACCAGCACAUCCCACCGGGCACAGAACUACCCGUUUCCAAUAAGGGUAACUUGAGAGAAUGGGACGGCUCCUCACCUUAUCACAAGAACCGACCUCGUCGUGGACCUCGUGGAGGUGGCUCUUCGAGACUUGGGUUGGUCGAGCGCCCUAUCGAGUGGCACAACGUCCCCGAAAUUGAGGCCAUCACCAUCAACUCAUUCGCCCCUCUAAGCUCCCAGAAUAAGGAGUACUUGCACGUGUGCCGUGCUGUUAUCCAGGCUAUCUCUGGUGCUUUCCCCGAGGUGACAAGGGUCAAGAACGGUGUCGUUCAGUGGAGUGUGAGGAAGGGUGACAAGACCGGUUGCAAGGUGACACUGAAGGGUGCUCAGGCCUACGAGUUUCUGGACAAACUGAUCACUCUGGUGCUGCCUAAAAUCAAGGACUGGCCUGGCAUUGAGGCUACAACUGGUGAUAGCGCAGGCAACUUAGCUUUUGGUCUGCAGCCCGCCUGGAUGGCGUACUUCCCUGAGAUCGAAUUCAAUUACGAUAUGUACCCUGCACGACUGAUGCCUGGUUGCGAUAUCUUUAUCAAGACAACUGGCACCUCCGAUAGACAAGGCCGCCUUCUUUUGGAGGCCCUAGGUCUCCCCUUCUUUGGCAAGGCCGGGCAUUAA
Messenger RNA from Fusarium pseudograminearum CS3096, 1065 nucleotides. RefSeq lists its product as uncharacterized. Bases 1 to 1065 code for a protein of 354 amino acids. Gene Ontology annotation, molecular function: structural constituent of ribosome; RNA binding. Gene Ontology annotation, cellular component: cytosolic large ribosomal subunit; ribosome. Gene Ontology annotation, biological process: translation. The record is from RefSeq and is a predicted model, not a curated record. The transcript has 3 exons. Lineage: Eukaryota; Fungi; Ascomycota; Sordariomycetes; Hypocreales; Nectriaceae.